ACAGAAUCCAGAAAGCGCGGCGAUGAACUCAGAUAGGUCGCCGCCCCAGAGUUCGUCCGUCCUCCAUCACACGCCCGCUGCAGGAGUCCAUUUUCCGGCCCCUCUCACUGCUGCCGACUAUUCUCUGGAGUCCCACAGCCCGUUGAACGAUCGGAUGGCAAUUCCUGUCACGUAUCACAAUGUUCCACCUACUGCCUCUGCUGCACCGACGUCGUCGCUGCAAGCAUCGCUAUUUGGCCACAUGUAUGGAAAUGAAUCGACGACCCGCACGGGAGGACGAUUUGGAUCUCUCCACGUCGUAAAACCAUCCAAACCUGCAUCCGGCGCCUCGUCUGCACGCAGUUGGAUCACAGUUCCAUGCCAGAACCCAUCGGCGGCGCCGUGCCAUCGCUCACUCCACGUGUGUGCCAUUCACAAGGACUCGAUGUAUGUGUUUGGCGGCUACGAUGGGUCCAACCGAGUCAAUGACUUCUUCGAGUACAACUUCAAGCGAAAGGUGUGGUCCCAAGUAAUGGCGCUGGGAACACCUCCGACGCCGCGUGAUCGCCACGUUGCAGCCGUGCACAAGGAUCGAUUUUACGUGUUUGCUGGCUUUGAUGGCAGCUCGCGGGUGAAUGACUUCAUCGGGUUCAACUUCGUGACGCAGCAAUGGUCGCCUGUGGUCGUCAUGUCUGGGAUGCCACCUUCGCCCCGCCACAGCCAUUCGGCUGUCGUGUAUGACAACUCCUUCUAUGUCUUUGGGGGAUACGAUGGCAGCUACCGCAACGACUUUUACGAGUUCCAAUUUGAAAACGCGGCCUGGUCGACUGUCGCGUCAACCGGCCGUUCCCCGCGCCCCCGGUACCGCGCAUCACUCGUCACGCACAAGACAACGUGCCUCGUCUUUGGCGGUCACGACGGUUCGCGCCAUCUUAACGACGUGAACGUGUUCAACUUUGUGUUGAAGACAUGGACAUUGCUCGUCGUUGAAGGGCCGGCGCCGAUCCCGCGCGACAGCCAUGUUGCUGUCACCCACGGCUGCUCCAUGUACAUAUUUGGCGGGAGCACAGGCAGCGCAAUGAAUGAUUUCCACGAACUCAACUUGGAGUCCAACACGUGGCAACCCAUUGCUUUCAACGGACCUGCACCAGGACAACGUUUCUGCCACGUCGGCUGUGUCUACGAUGACAGCUUGAUCUUGUUUGGUGGCUACGAUGGCUCGAACCGCUUGAACGACUUCAAGGAGUUUCGCUUUGGCGAAGAAAUCGAGCUCGACAUCCCGCCACCAUGCCUCGUCAACGAUCUUCGCGACAUGGUCAAUUCGAAUGUCAUGAGCGACAUUACAUUCAUCGUCGAAGGCGUACCGGUGUACGCGCACAAGAUCUUGUGCGUGCGCUGCAGCUACUUCAAGGCAAUGCUGACGAGUGAGAUGCUUGAGAGUCGUGCGCGAGAAGUGGUUAUAUCCGACGUUCGCCGAUCCAUCUUCCUUGCAUUCCUCGAGUACUUGUACACAGACCAUGUCAAUGUCGACGUGGAGGCAGCCAUGGAACUGUUUGUGGCAGCAGAUCGAUAUGGCGUCGAUCGACUGAAGAAAAUUUGCGAGAGCAAAAUGCUGAGCUCAUUGUGCAUCGAGAACGCUGCAUCGAUUCUGCAUGCCGCCGACGUGCAUUCCGCCACAAUUCUUCGAGAACGCUGCAUUGCAUUCAUGCUGAACAACUUUGACGCCGUGACCAAGACCAAUGCGUUUGAAGAAAUGGGUCGCAUCAACGUCGACUUGGUGUUCGAGCUCCUCAAGCGGCGGUGAAGAGUCCACCCAAACCCGACAAACGAACAUGGGAAGAAUGCAUGACCAAAGCGCCAUUUAUGCCGAUUCAUCAAUGUGUAAUAACAGUGUCCAUAUAUCAACGAUUGUCUGAACCUCCAGCGCUCCACGUUCGUUCAAGACCUAUCCUUCGAGAGUAUCAUGCGCCAUUUUCUAU
Messenger RNA from Aphanomyces invadans, 1958 nucleotides. RefSeq lists its product as hypothetical. The coding region runs from base 23 to 1783 and encodes 586 amino acids. The transcript is spliced from 9 exons. Gene Ontology annotation, cellular component: Golgi apparatus. The record is from RefSeq and is a predicted model, not a curated record. Gene Ontology annotation, molecular function: protein binding. NCBI's taxonomy places the organism in Eukaryota, Oomycota, Saprolegniomycetes, Saprolegniales, Verrucalvaceae.